UUCGGAAGACUUUCUAUCGACCUGGUCCUGCAAAUCGCCGACUUGCUCCCGAUUGAGUCAGUCUUUGCUCUUGCGCUCACUACGAAACCGCUUUACUACAGUCAGGCUCUCCAAAAAGUUUGGAAGUCAGAUCCUCGUCUCUACCCAGACCGGUGUGCACAAUUGAUAGCGAGAUACACACCGGAGCGGAUUUACUGUGCCUUCUGCAAGCGUUUGCAUCCGCGAAGAACGACCCCGAAGAUCACCAACGAUUGGUCUAGCUUAGAUCCGUGUCCACACAAGCAGCCCCCUCUCCUUGAACCACCUCGUCUUGUAUGGCUACACUUGGAUCCCUGGGAGUACCAUGUCCAGUUUGAGGACGUCUAUAAAGUUAUGAUUAGACAUCUCUGGGGAGCGCCAUGGGGUGACGAUUUGGAAAGCCUGGCUGUUGAGACAAAUUGGCAAGCUCUGGCAUACAGUCCUACUCGCGAGGACCCCAAUGGCUACCUGAAGACACCGGCUCGAUGCCUUGUAAGACUCACUGUCAAGCCCGAGAUCGUCGCGGACAAGCUCAUUCUUCGCACCAUCCAACGUAUAUGGUACGAUCGCGACGUGUGGAAUCAUUGCAAGCCUCAUGCUCUUGAAUGUCCUCUCAGAGCUUGCCAACAUGCGACACGACCUGGUCUUACGAGUUCUAUUGAUGACUUACUUGCAAUCUCUCGUCAGGGACUCCGAUUCUCCAGACCUCAUCUUCCAUGGCAACAAAAAAGGCAAAAUGCAAUGGUAAAGUCCCUUUCCCAGCAUUGCUUCAAAUGUAUGAGUAGAUUCUUCUUAGUUUUCUGGAAUCACGAUCAGACUGGAGUCGAAUUGGCCAUGUACACUUGGACCAAUCUCGGAAUGUGCGAUUACAACCUAUCCAACGAAUGGACUGUGGCAGCAAGUUCU
Molecule: messenger RNA, 924 nt
Organism: Aureobasidium melanogenum CBS 110374
Lineage: Eukaryota; Fungi; Ascomycota; Dothideomycetes; Dothideales; Saccotheciaceae
Exons: 2
Source: RefSeq, a predicted model, not a curated record